GGUCAACGGGCGUGCGAACGACCGUCGUCGGCGGCGUAGACGGUCGCGUGCGUGCGUGCGCGUGGCCGUGGCUCUCGCGCACGGAACACCUUUCGCCCAUAUCGCACCCACACGCACCACAGGACCGGCAGCAAAGCCCGCGGCACCAGUAUAACGUCCCGACGACGACCCGAUGCCCGUCGCGUUUGUCGGCCGUUUGUCGUUGUCCGGUGGACGCGUGUAGCAAACACCGCCACCGCCACAGCUACUAGGCGUCCCGGUACACAGGGGACGGCCGACGACGGCCGGUACCCACCGAUCCGCGGUCGCCAAACGCCGCGUACCGCACCGCGAUGCGGGAAGACGGUACUACCGAAGAAAGUUCGUCGUCGUCUUUUAUGGUGAUCGGCAACGGCGGUGGCGACGGCGGCAGCGGUGACGACGACGACCGCGGCCGGCAACACUUUGUCAAAUCUCUGGACUCGAGGCUCAAGAAACUACAGCGGCGAGCGGCCGGCGGCGGCAAACGGACUUCGUCCAGGAAACCCGUUUUCGUUACCACCGUGAAAACGGGAAUAUUCCUGGACCCGCCGCCCGACCUGGCCGCCCUGCUCGGUCUCGAAGAUCGUUCGUCCUCUGCGGCCGCCGGUGACGUCGACUCCAGCUGCCGGUACUACUCUUACUCCAGCAAACCGCGCGUGCUCUACGAUAAACAGCACCAGCGAACCACUGUCGCCCGCAAAUAUGACCGCCAACCCGAGUGAGUAGAAACAAAUUAAGGCGGCCAGACCGCCGGGUGUAGAUUUUUUAUUUUAGAGAUUCUUUAGUAGAGCGAGGAAGCUGGUCAUACCAAGAUAUUGCUUUUUUAUCGAAAAACACUUUUCAGAUUAGAAAAAUACACUCUAAAACUCGUGCUCUGCAGUAACUUCAUAAAAUAUGCCGAUUUUCCAUUUGAAGCCGGUCGAUUUGUCAAUUUGUGUUUGGGUGCUCACACUUAAAUUAUUUAAUUUGUCGAUUUAGUUUAUACUUUUUUUAAACUCGAGUAUUUUUUAUACUGACCAUUUCAAACGUUGCGUGCUUAUUAUGAUGGAAAUAUCGAUUCAAUAAUCAUAGACACAUCUGUCGUUCUAUCACCACCGUUCUAUUCACCGUUUAAGACAUCUGUAGGUGUGUUCAAAGCUAAAGAAAACAUUAAUCUCCUGCAAAAACAUACGGUUAAAUUUAUAUUUUUUAAUUCAACCAGACUUCUAACACUUCAAUCCGUCUCUAAAACAAUUAUAUAAUUUCCGAGUUUGUGUUAAUUUGGUCCAGAUAGGGAUUCGCUAAAUGUAUCGUGUAAAAAACGAGGUAAUGAUAUGUAUUUAAUGAAUAUUGUAGGCUGUAGUAAAAAUCGAAAUUUUCAGUUUAAAUUCGAUAAAUAUGGCAAAAUACUACACCACGUACUUUGUUAUAAUAUUUACAUUAUAUCCCAGACAGCAAAAAAUCAUUGCUAUAAGAUUGUAUAAUUGUUAAUUAUUCAACUAUGAGAUUGUAUAGAUUGUAUAGAUAUCGAAUACGAAUUGUAUGUAAAUUGUUUAAUGUCAAUGCAAUAUCCCAGUAAUUUUAUUUGGCCAAGCAAAAAUGAUCAUUUAAUAUUGAAUUUACAAUGUUACAUGCACAUUGUAUUACUAAUAUUUAAUGGAUCUUUAAAAUCAACUUGAAUAGAUGUUAUAUAAUUAAUUUUUAAUAUUCAAAAAAUAUGACCACAAUAUUAAUUUUUCAACAUCUAUUUAGUAAUGCAUAUUAAAUAUUACAAUAAUAUUUAUAGGCAUUAUCUAAUAUCCAUUUAAUGCCAUAAUAGUAUUGAAUGCAUAACCAUAAGAUAAUAUUGAAGAAAUCAAGUUUAAUAAAUAUUGCUUAUAAUAUAUUAUUAUAAUAAAAUAAAAAAAAAAUACUCUAAAAUGGCAGUUCUUAUAAACUCUGAUUCACGGUCCCCCCCCCUGACAUUCAGUGAAUCUGGUAGGACCUAUCAAUAUUAUACUGGCCAAGACACAAAUAAGGUACUUUUUAGAUUGAAAUUAUUCAAAAAGGAAGUAGUUCAUCUGUGAUCUGUUUUAUAAGAAUGCUAAUAAAACAUCAUUAUAUGACCUCAAAUUAAAUGCUAUAACAUAUCAGUUGGGCAUAUAAAAUAUUACUUUUUUUAAAUGCGUUGCUUAUUAGUAUUUAAGUGUAUUAAUAAAACAUACAUCCGAUAUAGUUGUAAUUUAAAUUAAUAGGUACCUACGUCAUACUAAUAAUGUUAAGAAUCGCCUCAAUAUUGGUUGGUUGUAAUAUCUCAUUACAUAAUUAACAAAUAUUGUAGUCCUGUUACCAUUUCAUGUAGGUAUAUAUAUUAGGUAUAUAUGUAGGUUUAUAUUAUAAUAGAACAUUAUUAUUUAUUAGGAACUUUUGAUUAAAAUUAAACAUUUUAUAUAUAUCAUACUAAUAAUUAUUAUUUCACUUGUUUUAUUUUAGUGUAUUUCAAUGACAAAUAUUAGAAUAUUUAUUCGUAUANCAUCUUCAGUCAUGUCUUCUGGUACUUUUUUUGAAAUUUGUUCAUUUCUUUUGACAACAAAUGGUCUUUGUGCUAAUUAUUUUUGAAUUGUAUCUUCUAUUUCUCUAUCUUGAAUAUUGCAAAACAUUGAAUCCUUUCGUAUUGCUUCUAAAACCAAAUUAAUAAUACUACACAUAUAAUAAUAAUAUAUAAUAGGUAAUAUAAUAUUCUGUUUCAUCAUUUAAAAUAUUUAUAUCAGAAUAGGAAUUAUUACUAAAUACAUUAUCAACAUCUACAGUACCUAUACUGGCUGCACUAUUCAUUAUAAUAUGUGAUAUAGGUAAUUCAUUUGAAGAACGAGGUGAAUUUGGUAAACUAUUAAAAUUAAAUUGUGGAUUUAAAUUGUUUCUUGCAAAAUCAGCAUCCUGAUUCUGCAGCUGAAUAAUUCUUCUACGAGUUCGAGAAGAAAUAUUAAAAAAGUUUUUUUUAGACCCUUUGUUAAUUUUUGGCAUUUUAUAUAAAAUAAUAAUAAUUAUGAUUCUAAAAUUCUACUGUUUAAAAACUAAAUGAAAUUACAAUGCUACAAUACUAUUAAUUAAACUAUAAUAGAUAGAAUGACAGACAGACAGACAGCAUUAUAAUACAUUAAAAUUGCAUUUUAUUACUUCUUGAAUUUGAUAUUAAAUAACAUAUGAACACUUUGAAAUACAUUUACCAUCUAAAAAUAUUAUUUAAAUUUAGCAUUAUUGUGUUUUACAAAAGUAAAGUACAUUUUAAGUAGGUACCUACAUUUAUAAAUAAUGCGUCCUGAUAAAUAUAUACAUACAAACUCAGUUAUGGAUGUUGUAUAGGUUGUAACUUGUAGGUAUAUGCAUGAAAAUGAAGAUACAAUGUAAUUCUUCAAUUACAGAUAUGCAACAUAUUAUAUAAUAUGGUAUUAUGUACAUUAUACCAACUGACAAAUACUAAGGUAAUCAAAGAAUAAAAUACAGUACUUACUUCUGACGUUCAAAUAAAUAAUCACUUGUACUAAAUAAGCAAAAAAAAAACUAUAUAAUAGCUAUAAAUUAAUUAUUACUAGUCAAAUUAAGUAAAAAGUAGACUGGAUAUCUUAACGCGCAUUAAUCGUCAGUGCCACAGAUGGAUUAUUACGAUUACGGAACACAAUUCGUAGUUCGAACCGUUCAUAACUAGGCUUAUCGAUUGACGUGACAACGACAAUAUAUAUCACACUAGAGAUAAUCGGUUCUAAAAAUACCUAUACUCUGUCCGUUAUCGCAAAUGUGCACCCACUCGCGGUAAUCGGUACCGCUCCAUCCAUUCACCGGCCUAUCGAUCUCGCCGCCAUCGAUACAUAUGUACCCAGCAAGUGUCUAUCCAAUUAUAAUGCGCAUUUAUUUAACGGUCGUUCGAUUUUUUUCAAGACUAAACACCGUGAAAUAUGUUUUUUUUUUUUUUUUAGAAUAAAAUACAUUAUCGAUAGUAUAUUAUUAUAAUAUAGUAUUUAAACAUAAUUCUUUAAAAAAAAAAAAAAUAGUAAUAACAAUAAUAUAUAGUACAAGCCACACAAAUAAUAUUCAAUAAUAAUAAUGUUCAGUUAUAACUUAUAUUAUUAUUUAUAUAAUUAGAUAUUAUUGAUUUGCGUAAUAAUAUUAUAAUCGCGCAACACGAAUAAACUUUAAUGACCAUUAUGUCCAUGACCCUUGACCAUUAAAAGGAUACACCUACGCGUAAUACUACUGCGUUAAUAGUAUAGAUUAUUUGAAUAAGUGGGUACUUAUGUUAAACUUAAAUUGUGUACGUAUCCGCAAUGUGAUCAGGCGCUUAGAUAUAUACCUUAAGAUACGAAUCUCAACAUAUAAAUUUACGUGAUCAUGAACAUGAUGUCGUAACCCUAUAGGUACAUGUAUAUUUCUAAAAUUAUCGUAAUCACUUAUAGGAAAUAUAUUGUGUAAACAAAUAUACAUUGUGAUAAAAUCAAAAAUCAAAGGAAUAUCCAAACCUAACCUAACCUUAGAAAUCACUUGAAAUAAUAUUUAUCUUAGGUUUAAUGAUUUUCACGGUGACGAUAAAAAAUUUAAAAAAAUCUAAAUUCAAUCUAAAUGUACUACCAAGGUAAUUAAAAUUAGGGUUUUAAAGCUGCUACCGUUUUUAUUUGUGUAAUUUUUAUACAAUUUUGCCCAGAAAACCUUUUCAAUUGAGCACAUUAAUUUACAGUAAUAAUUUAAAGUCGCCACCAAUUGAGCAUCCAAUAACAACAAACAACUAUUUUGAUGUAUAUUUUUCGAUGGCUCUACGAACAUGUGUAUAGAAAACUCACAGUUUUAAAUUGGUUCGCAUUAUAAAACGUAAUUNAUUCGGAUCAAAAGUCACUAUAAUUUGUAAAAUCCUUUUAUUUAUUUUUUUUCACAGUACGUGCAAACAAAUGGGUUACACAAAUAUUAUGCACGACCGACGAGUAGUCAGAGGCAGCAAUUUCACAAAAAAAACUAUCGUAAGUUAUUUUCUUUUAGUAAACUCGAACUGUUUGUAUUUUAAAUGUAAACCAUACUUAAACAACUAUCUAAUAAUACUAUUGAAAUAUUUAGCGUCCAAAAUGGAACCCGUAUUUUGGGUACGCUAAACAGUUAUCGUCCGAGGUGAGCGUCUUGCUUUAACGCAUGCGCUACAGUUUUGCCGUUUUAAUUUCUAUUACUUUUUAUUUUAUUUAUUAUACUUUUUUUUUUUUUACUUGCUACUUAUUUUGGCUUUUGAAACGCUGCGGAAUUGACAUUAGUUCACUCUUUUUAUUACGAUAGAAUUAUUACGGUCCAAAAUCACAUUGCAAUAAUAAUUAAUCAAAAUUGUAUUUAUGUACAGCCAAAUGUCCAAAAAGAAUCGGCCGCGUCACGGGAGGCGGAAAGUCGUCGGCUUGCCAUGGCUCGGAAAAAAGCGAUGGACUACCAAACGAGAGCGUUGCGAUUGCACCUCGGAACGACAAAAGAUAUCAAAGGUCAUCACAACGUGGAUGUCCACACCGACCUGCAACUGGAAGAAGUUAGUCCAAAAUCUCCGUAUUAUAAACUUUAAAAUAUACCUACAAAGUAUACUUAUUGUUUGAUUGAUAUCUUGGUUUAAUCCCGAUAAACCGAAAUUGAAAUAUUAUAUAAAACAAAAUCGUCUUUUGUUUCUGCAGUUGAUCGAGUACCGGGAAUUUCAGUCGUUCCAGGCCCAAACUGAAUUCGAUCAAGAGUCGUUCUCGAAUCCAGGAAAGAGAAAGUACACCGGCACAGAUGCAUCUACCCAAGUAGAUGACAAAGAUGUGAGUUAAAUAUAAUAUGAUUCAAAAAUAAUAAAUAAAUAUAUAAUAUUACAAAUAGUUAUUUUAUCCGACCGAGACACGCCGAAAUACAUUGAAUGAUUUUAAAGUUUAAAACAACACUAUAACCUACACAAUAUUAUAAAAGAAAAAUACAUUUUUUUUAACGAUUUAGCUACACGACUUUGAAACCGAGGUGACGCCGAUAGCUGAGUCGCUGAUCGCCAGCGUCUUUAGGCAGGCGAUGCGUGAAGUACUAUAUGAAGACGAGCUAGACGCGAGGGCACGACAGCAGAGAGCGUUGAGUCUGCAACGUACCAUCGAGAAGAUCGAAAUGGAAAGACUACAGUACGAAGACGAAAGUCUGAAUAAAGUUAUUGUGAGUAUCUGUUAUAUAUAAUAUAAAUAAAAAUAAUGAUAAAAAUAAGAUCUAAAAUUUCUUAAAAANAUAUGAAGACGAGCUAGACGCGAGGGCACGACAGCAGAGAGCGUUGAGUCUGCAACGUACCAUCGAGAAGAUCGAAAUGGAAAGACUACGGUUCGAAGACGAAAGUCUGAAGAAAGUUAUUGUGAGUAUCUGUUAUAUAUAAUAUAAAUAAAAGAUUAUAAUAAAAAUAAGAUUUAAAAUUUCUUAAAAAUGUACUAAAUCCUAAUAUAUGCAAAUAGUCAGUGUAUAAUAUCAUAUUAUAAUCGUUGGGUAAUGAAACACAUUAUGGUAUAAACUAUNCGAAAGUCUUAAUAAAGUUAUUGUGAGUAUCUGUUAUAUAUAAUAUAAAUAAAAAUAAUGAUAAAAAUAAGAUCUAAAAUUUCUUAAAAAUGUACUAAAUCCUAAAAUAUGCAAAUAAUCAGUGUAUAAUAUCAUGUUAUAAUCGUUAGGUAAUGAAACACAUUAUGGUAUAAACUAUCUAUUUUUCUAACUUACCGAUAGCUAUGAAGAUCUCGUUUAUUAAUCAAAUUAUUUAAAUUUUACAUUUUAAAAUACAUAUAUUUAUUUAAGGUUUCAAGAUUUAAGAUUUAUUUUUUAAUUAAUACGCGUAAAUUGUGGACUAUAAUUUACCUAUAUUGAUUACAGACCGACCACGCUCAAUUACACGAGAAUAAUGAGAACAUCGAAAAAGCUCGACGUGCAUUGAUCGUAGUGAAUAGUGACACCACAAUGAAUACAGCCGAUGCAACAAUAGUAGAAAGUAAAUCGUUUUUUACAUUGAUUCUAUAUUACAUAAUUACAUUGAACCGUGCAUAUUAUUCUGUGACAGGUCCAGAACUCGUGUCCUGGAUAAAAGAACGGCUACACAUCAAAAAUGACGAUAAUCUAAGAGGUAAUAUUAUAUAUAAUUUGAUUAAACGAACACAAAUAAUAUUGACAAAUAGUGCAAUAUUUUAUUUAUUAUUAAAGCAAUUCGAAUAGUCUUGAUCGAUUGUUCAGGUUUUCAAUUAAAAAAUGCCUAAAAUUCAAAUCUUAUAUUUGUAGCCUUGAUUUUUGAAUUCAAUGAUGAACACUUACAUUUACAUUUCUGACUAAAUUAAGAGGGUUGGUGAUCAUGAAUAUUUUAGUUAAUUAAAAUCUAAAAGCUAGAUACAACUUACUGUAAGAAUUGUUAAUGAUGGAUUCAAUUUUGAAAAUGUAUUACUUAUAAUUAUUUAAGUUAUUUACUAGGAUAUAUCGGAAAUGGAAAUAGAAUUAAUUUAUUGGAAGUCAUACAAUUUUUUUUAUAUUUAUAAGAAAUUUUCAAAAAUACAAAAAAAUAAUUUUAACGUAUCUUAUCUAGUGAAAAACCUAAAGAAUCAUUAUACGUUUUUAAAAUGCAAUUCCUACAUUUUUUUCUUUUAGUAGAUUAGUGAAAAAGUCUUAUCAUUUAAAGUACUUACUUAAAUCACUUAUUCAUCCCAUUAAGUACACAUUAAAAUCCCUAUGUAUUUAUUUUACAGAUAUAAUUGAGGAUCUGAUCCGACAUCGGUUGGGUGUACACAACGAAAUCACUAAAGUGCAAGACAUUCAAAAACCCGAAGAACUAUUUCGAGAAAUAGAAUCGGUUACAUUGCUGCAGAAUUCCGACAGUCAGCUCGAGAAAGCCGAUAGUCAGUUGCAGAAAGGAAACAGUCACCAUCAGAAAGUCGACAACUAAAAAAAACCCAUAGUAAGGAGUUAAAAUAUCGUUAAUAACAUUAAAUGAUGUUUUAAAUAUUUAGACAGGUUGAAAACCAAAAGUAGAUGCAGACAUUUUAAGAAAUAAAAAUACUCGUAUAUUCAAAUUAUUAUUUUCUUUUAAGUAUGUUUGCCAAAUCAAAUAUUUUAAUAAAAUAUUUAAACACUCUUAUAUUCCUAUUGUUUUUGCAAAUCACAACAUUUAACAAACGAAGUAUGUAUUUAAGCAACUAAACAAAUAAUGUAAAUAAAAAUAAAUUAAAAAAAAUAUAUAUAUGUGUAUAAAAGCAAGCAAAAAUUGAUCUGAUCACACUAGUGGGGAGGAGGUGUAUAAAUUUUUAGGUUAAUUGUUGCAAAUUUGUAUAAAUUAUAAAAUAAAUUUUGAAACCGGUUUCGAGUUGCUAUGACAAAAAUUAGGAAAUAUGGAUGCUUGCGACAAGAUUCGCAAGCAAUUUUAAAAAACGCACUUUUAAACGCUUAGGGGGGUUGUACACAUUUUGGUGUUUCUGUUACAAAUUUGUACCAAUCAUGUAACAAAUUUUGGCUCUAAUUUUGCGUAGUAUUUCUGAAAUUUGGAUGCCAGCGUCAUGCAGCUGCAAGGAACGCCCGUAACGCCCCCUCCCCACUUUGCCCAAUCGGCUUCAAACGUGUGUUAUUAUUCAGCAACUAAUUUGCAUAUCCAAGUUAUACAUUUACGUUUUAUUAUAAAUAUUGUAUUUUGGAAGGAAAAUAUUGGCAUUGAAAUAAAUAUCAAAAAAAAAUUUUUUAAAAAAAUAUUAUAAAAUAAUUAUAAAUAGUUAAAAGUAAACAUACAUACAUAUUGUAUUUGUAGCAUAAAAUAAAGAAAAACACAUAAAAAAAAAUACCAAAUCCUUGAGUGUUUUAUACUUAGGCGUUUUUUUUGUCUUUACUAUUCUAUUGAUGAUGAAUUAUUGAUUUGACACUUGUCAUAUUUACAUACAACUUAUAUUAUACUGCAGACUUAGUUUUUUCUUUUUGUUGAUCUGCAUUUUUCUUGUUUAAUUGUAUUGGAUUUAUAAUAUUAUAUUUAUAUAUAUUUCAAAUAUAGGAUGAUCAACUAAACGUAAGACACUUAUUAUUUCGGAGUGUUCUAACUUUUUCGGAUUUUUUUUUCAAAUUUAUUUGGAACCAAUUUAGUUCUAAAAUAUGCCAAUUAAACCGUUAUUUUUUGUUAGCAUUAUUUUUACAGGAGAAACUCACAUUUGAUUUAAAAAUAACCAUUGUUGAAACUUGCAUAAAUAUAAAUGGUUUGUUUAAAAUAAAAGUACUUUUUGAGAUAAUAUUUGUCUCUAAUUUAGUGAAUUACCUUGUAUAUAUUUUUGAAGUUUAUUAUUGUUAUUAUGUUUUGUUAUUUAUUGAGCAUUAAUAAUAUACCAUUCGAUAGGUAUAUCAACUUAAUAAAUUAACCUAAUAAAUCAAAUAAGUAAUUUUCAGAAGUAUUUUGUAUAUUAUGAAAAUGAUUAUUUGUGUUAACUAGUACUUAACUAGUACCUUAAAGGAAUCCCCAUUACAAUGAUGUUAACUCAAAAUAAAUACAUAAAAAUAAACACAACACGGCACAAAAAAAUAACUAUAAAAGAACAAAUAUUCAGUGACUUGGUGUCAUACACUGGUACUAUGCAAUGUGCACAAAAAUAAUAUUCAUAUCAAAUUAUAACAAUAAUAAUAAUAUAUUAUUGGCCUUUUAGAUAUUAUCGUACUUAAGGUCUAAUUAGACUAGGUAGUCUGCUAGGAAAACUAAUACUUUUCGAGAUAUUGAAUCUACCCACUUAAUUGUAAGUGAAAGGUAUGUUAAAUAUUAAAAAUUAGUUCUAAGAGAUACUAAAACUUAUAUAGGUUUAUAACUCCAGUGUAGACUACACAUACAAUAAUGUACAAUUGUUUCAAAUAUGAAAAAAAAUGGAUUCCGGCAAAAGUAUGAGAUUGCAAAUUUUUUUUGAAAAGUUCCUUAAAGUUGAAAAAUAAUGGCAUAGAUUUGGAACCGAUCGGACAAAGUGGGAAGGCCAACUUCACGGACGUCUGUAAGGAGUACAUAAUUUAAACAGUGAAGAUAAUAAAUAUUUAUUUUUAAAUCCGUAUUAAUAUUAUGUUACCUAUACUUAUAUUGUAUUUCAACUAGUGCUGAGAAAUUCGGAAUAUGGAUUACAAUUACCUAAUUCGGAUAUAAUCCAUUUAAUCUGAAUUCUGGGAUCCAAUCCGUCAAUCUAGAUAAAAUCCGGAUAGGUAAUCAUAAUCCAGAUUGAAAUCCAAAUUGUAACGUUUGUUUCGAUCCGAAUAUCGUGCUCAGCACUGGACUUUCGACCAUUUCGUUUAGCCCGAAAUCAAUCUAUAGUUAUCGAUGAAAAUAAACUAGUAACAAGAAUAUAUUAAUAUAUAUUUUAAGGAGAUCUGUUUGUGUUCAAAUGGACAUGCAGUAGUCUAUUGGACGUCCAGUAGAGUUUUGUAACUAAAUAUUAUAUUUUAUAUAAGUAAUACUCUCAAUGGUGAGGGGAGGGAUUACAUGGGUUAGUCAAAAAAUUUAAGGAAAGGAGAGAAGAAACAAUAUGUUUCUAUCAAUAUAUUUUAUCAAAGAUGCGAUAUACAUUUGCUCUUAAUUCCCUCGUUAAUUUUUGGUACCUAUAUAAAAUAACCAAAAAAAAUACUAGCCUCUCGAUGUUCAAAUUAUGGGUGUGUGUAACUAAAUGUGCUAAUUAGUAUAAAAAUAAAAACGAAGUAGUUAAACUUCAGAGAACACACUUUUCAAAUGAACUAAAUUGAACUUGAUUUUUGUUAUUUUUAGAUUUAUAGAAACAAAUCGUUACCUACAUAGAUGAACAUCGCCGAAUCGAGCUUCAAUCAAUAUAAUGUUUAUUUUUUCUUUAGGAUAACAAAAAAAAGUAAGUCUAAAUUAUAAUGUAUAUCAUGUGAUUAAUUAUAUAUAAUAUUAUAUUAUAUGAAUUUGUUGAGUCGUAUC
Cinara cedri is the source of this 10909-nucleotide messenger RNA. Lineage: Eukaryota; Metazoa; Arthropoda; Insecta; Hemiptera; Aphididae. The record is from the annotation of a GenBank genome assembly.